This is a messenger RNA of Sus scrofa (pig), 6940 nucleotides long. NCBI's taxonomy places the organism in Eukaryota, Metazoa, Chordata, Mammalia, Artiodactyla, Suidae. The record is from RefSeq and is a predicted model, not a curated record.
CCAACUCCCCGUGCGCCAGAGCCUGCGCCGCCCGCGCUCCGCGGGCCGGGCUGGCCGCCAGACGCUGCCCCGGCUGCGGCGAGGACGCCACGGUACCAGCGGAGGAUCCUCGGGCUCGGCGGCUGCGGGUCCCCGCUGUGGAACUUUUUACCGCCUUUGCGUUCCAGAUUGGAGACUCGGGCUGGUUUCUAAAUACAUCUGUACAUAUGUGUGAGCUAAUAAAACAUUUUCUCCUCUCCUUGAAGCGGCAGCUUUUUAUGACAUCUCCUUUAUGUCAGAGACACUUGCCUUGCUUCUUUGGGUUAUAAACUUUUGAUGCCAGACCUCGGCAGGACGUGCCCAACUGAAUGUUAAAGUAGCAUCUCGAAGAGAGGCAGAGCCAGAGCAAUCUGUGACCUUCAUCCCUGCUCCUUCCUUCCUCUCCCUUCCCGGCUGCCUCCCUCCUCCCCAGGGGAGCGUCAAGAAAGCUCUUUUUGGAUGCAGGAGGGGGCAUCUGGUUCUGCUAGGCUGGAAAGCUGAGGCAGGAUUUGAGGAAGAAUCAUUAGACUCGGGAGAGGCUGGACUCUGCUGCUCCUUUCCCUCUCCGCUUCUGGCUCGCUCCAGCCCUUUCCUCUACCCCCGCACGGCUGCCCGAGACCCGCCGGCGUGCGGGGCGGGGGACGAGGACCUCGCCGGUGCCGGAGUUCUGGGAAGUUGUGGCUGUCGAGGAUGGGGGUCUGUGGGUACCUGUUCCUGCCCUGGAAGUGCCUCGUGGUCGUGUCUCUCAGGCUGCUGUUCCUUGUACCCACAGGAGUGCCCGUGCGCAGCGGAGAUGCCACCUUCCCCAAAGCUAUGGACAACGUGACGGUCCGGCAGGGGGAGAGCGCCACCCUCAGGUGUACCAUAGAUGACCGGGUCACCCGGGUGGCCUGGCUGAACCGCAGCACCAUCCUCUAUGCCGGGAAUGACAAGUGGUCCAUAGACCCUCGAGUGAUCAUCCUGGUGAACACGCCGACCCAGUACAGCAUCAUGAUCCAGAAUGUGGACGUGUACGACGAGGGCCCGUACACCUGCUCCGUGCAGACGGACAACCACCCCAAGACCUCCCGGGUCCACCUCAUCGUGCAAGUUCCUCCUCAGAUCAUGAAUAUCUCCUCAGACAUCACUGUGAAUGAGGGGAGCAGUGUGACCCUGCUGUGUCUUGCUAUCGGUAGACCGGAGCCAACAGUGACGUGGAGACACCUGUCAGUCAAGGAAGGCCAGGGCUUUGUGAGUGAGGAUGAGUAUCUGGAAAUCUCUGACAUCAAACGUGACCAGUCCGGGGAGUAUGAAUGCAGCGCCUUGAACGAUGUGGCUGCCCCUGAUGUGCGGAAAGUAAAAAUCACUGUCAACUACCCUCCCUAUAUCUCCAAAGCCAAAAACACGGGUGUCUCCGUUGGCCAGAAGGGCAUCUUGAGCUGUGAAGCCUCCGCAGUGCCCACGGCCGAGUUCCAGUGGUUCAAGGAAGAUACAAGGCUGGCUCCCGGCCUGGAUGGCAUGAGGAUCGAGAACAAGGGCCACAUAUCCACGCUGACCUUCUUCAACGUUUCAGAGAAAGAUUAUGGGAACUAUACUUGUGUGGCCACAAACAAGCUUGGCAACACCAACGCCAGCCUCACACUGUAUGAAAUAAGCCCCUCGCCAGCAGUGGCAGGGCCUGGAGCGGUCAUUGACGGUGUAAACUCGGCCUCCAGAGCACUGGCUUGCCUCUGGCUAUCAGGGACCCUCUUUGCCCACUUCUUCAUCAAGUUUUGAUAAGAAACCCUAGGUCUUCUGAGCAACGCCUGCUUCUCCAUAUCACAGACUUUACCUACACUGCGGAGGGCAAACCAGUCUGGGCUUCUUUUUUGGCUUUUUGUUUCUGUUCUUCUUGAUUUUUUUUUAAAAUUUUUUGGUUUGUUUAUUUGAUUUUUCUUUGCCAGUUUGAAUGAGUGGGGCUGGGGGCGGGGAGGGGUGGGCAGGGUUCUGCCAUGUGUAGGAUAAUCAUUCAUUGGUGUGUCCAAAAAAUGGAAUCUGUUCCUGCUACCUUGGCCCUUCCCUUUCCUCUGCUCUCCCCAUCAUCAUCUCCACCAACCACCACCCCCCGCCCCAUCCCAACCAUAAGUUCCAUUUGGGCAAAAAAAAAAAUGUGCCUCAUGAUAAACACCCUGAAGACACAACUUGACUUACAAGGUAGUGCACAGCAAGAAUUAUAUCCAAGUGUCCUAUUAUCCGUGUCUUAUAAGUUUUGGAUCAUUUUCCUGAUUAUAAUGUACAUAUCCCUCCCUCCAGGUUUAUUACUUUAGGGUUCACGUCCUUUCUUUCUGGGAAGUCAUCUCUCUCUAUACAUAAAGCACAUUGCCAUCUUUUCUAGCUAUUCCACCCUAUUUGCUUAUCAGUGAUAGGGGUUCAAGAUUUGGGGAUAUGCACAAAACCCAAAACUAAGAAUUUAGAAGUGACAAAAAAAAAAAAAUGGAAAGGCAUUUUGAGGUUAGUACUUCUCUUUAAAAAAAUGCUCUCAAGCUCAUAAAAAAUGAUCCUUAGAUGCCUGAUUAUUUCGGUUAUAUCAAGCUCUCUAUCAAAAUAAUCAUGCGGUCAUCCAUCUCCUCAACUGUCUGAUUUAUCGCCCCAUCCAAUUUUCUACCCACCCAUCUUCCUCUCUUGCAAUCUAUUUACUUUAUUUAUCAAUCUAUCAAUGUAAUUAUCUAACACUUCUUUCUGUUUCUUUCCCCACUUCUCCCUCUCAAUCCAUCACCAUGUUAAUCCCCAAUCAUAUUAUGUCUGUUCUCCUGGAUUCAUUUCUCCUCUACCUUCCGCAGACACUGGCGUCUUCAGAAUUACCUAUCAGCUUCUCAUGUGAAAGCCAGUGCUCUCACAGGCUAACAACCUAGAAAAGCCGCAUGUCACGGACUCUCUGAACGUGCUACCCAUCUACCCAAAGCAGACGCUGGUAACAGAUGGACCAAAGCAGCGAUGGAAUCAUCAGUCACUCACUAUCCCCAGAAGAGGCUGUGUUUCCAAACACAUUUUCUUGGGAAGCAGAUCAGCCUUGGAAAACUGCAAAUAGUAUUGUGUUCUUCUUCCUCACUUGAAGGCCCAAGGUGCCAAACUUCACACGUCUCUCAGCCUUUCAAGAAAGUGCCAUGUCAGGAACCUGGGGUUUUGUCCUGAAUAGCAGGAAAGUAAGAGAAAAACCACACAUUUGUCUCUGCAGCGUGAAGAGAGAUGUCCAUCUGAGCAGGAUGACUUCUGCUAUCGUCUCCUCUCGGUUCCCGUUUGGGUUUAAUCUGUGUGAAAACUAUCCAGUAAAAAGCUGAUGGAAACCAAUUACACGGCGGGUGUGUUGACAACUCUGGUAUUUGUUUCAGGAAGCUCUUCCGAGCUGAGGGCACUUGAGCAACUGACUUAAUUUCCAAGCACUUGAUUAACACAACACAGCAAACAGAAGGGGAAAGUGUAAGUGACACAGUUUUCUCUGAUACAGGCUGCUUCCCUAGUAGCUUGGAGGAAGAAUGCCCUCAACCCUCCAUGGUCUCUGCAGACCUGGCACACAAAGAGCUGAUCUGAUCUUUCUGUAUCAUCUUCUGGGACACGAAGGACUCAGCUAGCAAGGGGUCCUGUGAUGCAAAAGGAUGAGAUUGGAGACCAUGCAGGGCUGUAUUCUUGUCCUGUGCAGUUGAGAGGAUGAGAAAGAAGCACCAACCAUGACCUGUCUCACAGACCCGCCUGCAAUGGCUAAUUCUUUCAGCUCCACAAUCUGAAACAUGAUAAAUACAAGUUCCAUACAGAUCCGUUCCCUCAAUGCUUAAUUGACCUUCUUCCUCCAAUAGAAGUGGCCUCAUUGUUUUUGUCCAUUAUGGCACAUGAACAUGACAUGCUCAGUGGGGAAACACACACACACACACACACACGUGGGCUGUGUUGGCAUACAAAAAGCUAGGCACUUCUGUGAGAGAGCUGGUGUGAGUGACAUUAAUAUUACAUUUGCCAGCUGUAAACAGACAUCUGCAUUUCCUGUGAGCUGCCAGUAGCCAGAUUUGGGGAAUAUAAAUGAUCUUCCAAAUCAGCCUGUGGAUCCCCAAGUUCCAGGAACAAGCACGAACAGGCACAGAGGCAGAAAGAAAGGUUGGACAUCAGAGUUUCAGAUCUGUCUCACGCUGAGAACCUGGAGCCAGGCAGGUAUCAGACGUGAGAAUUAAAUGUGUCAUGUGCAUGUUCUGCUGAGAACACAUCUGUGACUUUGGAGGCAGAUCACAGUGGUGGCCGUGGGGAGUGGAUGGUUUUGGAGAACUUAGUGCUUGAAGUGGACAAGCUGGGUGUGUUCUUCACGCCAGGACUUGACCUAGAAGAAGGCAUCCCUCUGCCUCUUGCCAGGAGGAUACCAGAAUUUUCCAAACACAAGGAGCCUGGGGCUCAGAGUCACUAUGGAAGGCGUGUGGCUUCUUCCACUGGACACCAGGAAACAGUCUGGUGUGGCAGUUACCUGUGGAAGCCAUGUGUCAGAGGAGAAAGUCCUGUCACUAAGCCUUACCUGUCUGGGAGAAAGAAAGCCCUACUUCAUAGCAGACUGACUCCAGCUUCUGUGCUAUUUUGGUUGCUCUGGUGGGGCUGGCUGUGUAGGACAGCAGGUGUUAGCCAACAUUUGAAGCAUUUAAAGCAGUAAACACUUAGACAAUCAGUGCUCACUCACGCUCUUUCUAUUUUGCAUAUGGCGGGUGGAGGAAUAGGCUUGCUGGAGAGAUUUUUUUCUCACGGUGCUGAUGAUGGUGGGGAGUGUUAGGGUAAAGGAAUUAAAAACUAGCACGUCUCUGAGAACCUACAGCUCUUCUCGGGUUUUGCACAUGGGGAGGAAACCAAAUAAGGCUUAUCAGGAGUUUGGGUGAGAGGAGUUCAACAAUGUGGAUUCUCUGAAACCCUCCCCCUUCCUAAGACAAAGUCACUAUGUAUUUCCACCAAAGUAAUGCCAAUGGAAGUGCCAGUGUGAAGGCCCUGGCCAAGCUUGUUUUUCAGUAGUUUCAUGUCAAGUGCCUGAUACAGUCUUCUGCAAGUCUAAGCAAGUGCGUUUAGUUUUUCUCAUUCUUGUUUUAACUGGGGGAGGCAGGCCAUACAGGCAAGUGGAGGUCAAAACUUGAACCUGUUUUAUGCAGAUGGAUUAUGCCUGGCUGUUCUGCUAUAGUUGAACUCAACAAAACAGAAGAAGAAGUGAGGCUUUGUAUCAGAAAGGAGCCUGGGGCCCUUUCCCCUAAAACCUCAGCCUCCUGCUAGAUAAUGCCUUUCACAGGUUGGGCAGUUCCUUCCCAGAGCCUGGGUGGGAAGUGUGCUCUGGGAUUCUGGAAAUUCCGCAACGGAGGAUGAGGUCAAACGUCUGUGUCUGCAUUGAUCCAGUCUACCUGCUUUCCACAUGGAGGAGUUAGCGAGCUCUCCUUACACUGGGAAAACUCAGCAGAAGUGUAGAGAACCUUCAAGUGGGCAGUCCUUCUCCAAGAGCGCUUAUCAAGGGCGUUGCUUCAGAACUGGCUGUAAGUGGGUGGGAAGGCUUUCUCUGCGGUUGAGUGUGGAUGUCAUCGGUGUCAACAGUAGGAGGGGAGGAAUGGGGUGAGAGAGUGGGCAAUGUUAUCUUUUCCAGCUGAACCCCGAGUCCUCAGUCAGAGAAAAAAAUGGCUUUAGAAUAUCACGAACCAGCCCUCCAAAACUCCAUAGAAUUAAAAACAACCAAAAAGAAACAAAAACAAAUUUGAAAAUCUUUGGAAUUCGAGAAAGUAGGGAAGCAGCAUUAAUUUUUUUCUCAUUGGCAAAAUUCUUCUUUGCUCUUUUUCUCCAAAAAUGAGAAUCUUUUGUUUUCAUGUUGCAUGAACCCUGUCCCUCGAAAUGUAUACUCAACUGAAUCUCCACCUACUAUUCAAAACUUCCCUGUCUUUUUAUUUGAAGACAAAUAAGUUUGGGCUGUUGCAGUAAAACUUCACAGGUGUGUAACUAGGAAGGCGACAUUUUCAAAAAGAUACCAUGUGAUGAGAGCUGCUAAUGAUCACGAACAGCCCACAAAUCAAAAUGCCUAUCUCAUUUUCCUCAUUUCUGAAGAGAAGAGAAGUAAAUGAAAGGAAGAAGAAAUAGAUGUGCAAUUAAAAGACACGGCAAAAAGAUAGAGCAGACCCAGUGCAAUCCAGCCUUCAGGUGCAGGAUGCUCGCCUUCCAAGGGAAUGUGGAGUGGACUCAAUUAGACACGAUUGUCUUCAUCCUGAAAGUAGUCAGCAGAGCCUAAUUUCCCAUAUUUUAAAAGACAUUCCAUUUUGUUUCUUUCAACGGUGCCCUUUGAAAGGCACACAGUUGUCUUAGUUGUUCCACAACACUGAGUGGGGAAAGAAGGAUGGUGAACCCUUUACUCUUUUUUCAGGGCCGCGUUCUGUGCUAUUGGCAGAUUUAUAAUGAUAUUGAUCAUAGCAAUGAUAAGUAAUAAUAACUGCCCUUGUGUUAGUUAAAGGGAGCAUUUUUAAUCAUUCCGAACCUUUUGUGACAUGUAAAGUGCAGUUGUGAGGAAUGUGUGGGUGUACGAAAAUGUAUCUGUCAAGUUCAGAGUCUUCUAGAUUAAAAAAAAUUAUGACUUAUCAAUGGUGCCGUUUUAGCUGUGUCAGACAAUGGGUGUGCACAUGCUCACAAUUAUCCUUCAAUGAAUCUAUGUUCAAAUGCUUUAAAAUUUUAUCAGAUGAUACAAGAGUAUAACUUUGUCGCCUUUUAGAGUUUUUUUUCCCCCCUUCUAUUUGCUUUCUUAUUUUUUUCCUUCAAAAAUCAAUGAAGACUUGAUUUCUGUCAAUAAUUGUAUUAAGGGUGAAUAUACUACCUGAAUUUUGUGCAUGUUACAUUGUAGUUGUAACCUUUUCUAAUUCAGGAUGAAUACGAGAUGGUUGUGAUUGUGCAGUGUAUCAAUAAAGUUCAAAGAAAUUUGUAA